AUGAAAGCAGAGUUGUUGGAUUCCACGACUCGACUCGAGUGGGAGACGCGCUCCGAGGAGUCCGUCGAUCCGCCUGAUUUCGAAAGCCUGAUGAGCUUCAUUUCCAAGCGAAUCCUCUCCCUUAAUGCCGCUCGACCGAAAUCUGCACGGGCUCCCGCGGACUCCACAAAGGCAGCAAAGUCACAUUUCGCGAAGCGAACCUCCGACGGAUCGCAGUGCGUCCUCUGCAAGGGCCGCCACAACGUAAUGAUGUGCAUACAAUUCAAAUCCAAGUCGGCCAAUAAGCGCAAGGCAGUCGCCGAGACGCACCGGUUGUGUUUUAAUUGCCUUGGCUCGCACUCCGCUGCUAAAUGCCCAUCGUCCAAGACAUGUUUAACAUGCAGGGCCCGACACCAUUCCAUGCUGCAUGCGUACGUGCCGUCACAGGCGACCGAGGUAGCCACAAUGUCCGCGACGCGUGGGGACGGUGAUCGUAGGGCGAUUCUCCUCGCGACCGCUCGAGUCGACGUCACCGAUCACCGUGGCGACCCACACACCGUGCGCGCUCUGAUUGAUCAAAGAUCCGAGGUCUCCCUAAUCUCCGAGUCCUUGGUGCAACAAUUGCACCUGCCAAGAUCGCGCUCGUCCGUGUGCAUUUUUGGAAUCGGUAGUUCAAGGUCCGGAGCCUGUCGCGGAAGGGUCAAACUCACCCUGACAUCCAAGGUCAGCGGCGAGAAGAUUAACGUCGUCGCAUUUAUUCUGCCGCGCCUCUCCAUCUAUCAAGGCUCAGCAGUACAACGCAAGGUCGAUUGGCCGCAUCUCCGCGGACUCCAGCUAGCGGAUCCGGACUUCCUGGCCAACGACGCAAUCAAGCUGCUUCUCGGAGCGGAAGUGUGCUCAAUUAUACUCCGGGAGGGCCUUCGCAGGAGGGAUGCAGCGUCUCCCAUCGCGCAAUGCACCCUACUCGGAUGGAUUCUCUCCGGAAACUGCGAAGGAAGUCGGUUGGCGUCCAAUCGCUCAUCCCUUCAGUGCACGGUUGAUCGCGACCUGUUCGAGCUCGUUCAAUGGUUCUGGGCCCAGGAGAGGGAAUCGGCUCCUCGCGAAAUCUUCACCCCCGACGAGCAACUGUGCGAGAGCGUGUUCGUGCAGUCUCACAAGCGCACUUCCGUCGGGCGAUACAUAGUGCGAUUGCCGUUCUCUUCCCUUCCUACUUCUCUUGGUGAGACCCGUAGGCCUGCUGAGCGACUGCUGGCCUCCAUGGAACGUCGAUGCGACGCUGACGCCCAGUUCGGGAGCCUGUACCGGACCUUCCUGAAAGAAUACGAGAAGCUACAGCACAUGGAACCGACAACCGAACACGCUGACGUAACCAAGCAGAACUUAUGCUACUUACCUCACCAUGGCGUGCUUCGGGACACAAGCGCCUCCACCAAGCUCCGAGUCGUCUUCAAUGGGUUCCAACGCACUAAGUCUGGUGAGUCUCUCAACUCGCACUUGCUUGUCGGGGCCAACCUGCUUCCGCCCCUCGCUGACGUACUGUUGCGUUGGCGAUGGCAUCGCUACGUCAUGGCAAUGGACGAGAAGAUGUAUCGCCAGAUCCUUGUGGCACCCGAGAACAGAGAUUUUCAGCGCAUUCUAUGGAGGCACUCACCAAGUGAUUCGAUCCGCGAGUACCGCCUUAACACCGUUACCUACGGCCUUGCGUGCGUUCCGUUUCUUGCUAUCCGCACUCUCCGCCAGCUCGCCGACGACGAGGAAACGCGAUUUCCACGCGGCGCCGCCGUGCUGCGCCGCGAUUGCUAUGUCGACGACAUAGUGACCGGAGCCCACUCCAAGCAAGACGGAGUAGCGGUGCAGAAAGAGCUGCGCCAGCUGUGCACAGUGGGCGGGUUUCCCUUGCGGAAGUGGAGCAGCAACUGCCCGGACAUAUUAGUCGGAAUUCCUUCAAAUCACUGCCUCUUAGCCGAUUCAGUCUCCUGGAAGCACGAGGGUCAUGCAACUCUGGGGCUGCAUUGGUAUCCAGCCGAGGACGCGUUCUCGUUCUCAAUCAAGCAGCAUUCCAUCUCCAACUACACCAAGAGAAGUGUGCUCGCUGAGACCGCCCGAUUGUUCGAUCCUCUUGGGUGGCUAGCUCCCGUCGUCAUUCGGGCCAAGAUUCUGAUCCAGUCUACCUGGUUACAGAACCUUGAACGGGAUGCUCCUCUUCACCCGGGAGAUGUUCAGCAAUGGCAGCAAUUCUUCCAAGAGUUGCCGCAGCUCGCCUCCAUCCGAGUCGGUCGCUGGGCGGUGACGAAAACUCAGGAUUCGAACUGCAUGGCUUCGUCGAUGCGUCGGAGCGAGGCUAUGCAGCCGUCGCUUACCUCCCUCUUGUUAUCUUGUGGUCUGACUCCAAGGUCACACUUGAUUGGAUACAAGGCCACGCUUCUCGGUGGAAAACUUACGUGGCCAACCGAGUUUCACGCAUCCAGGAGCUCCUUCCAGAAGCCUCCUGGCGCCACGUUCCAGGCAGAGACAACCCAGCUGACUGCGCAUCCCGAGGAAUCUCGCCUGGUGAACUCUUCAAGCACCCACUCUGGUGGACCGGCCCUUGCUGGCUCAGCAAGGACAGAGCGGAGUGGCCAUCAUCCUCUUGGGAGCCCUCUACCGCCGAGAUCAUCGAGUGCCAAACCUCGUCGCACGUCGCCCGUAUCGAGGAAGUCGCCGAACUCGACGCCUUGA
Molecule: messenger RNA, 2697 nt
Organism: Monomorium pharaonis (pharaoh ant)
Lineage: Eukaryota; Metazoa; Arthropoda; Insecta; Hymenoptera; Formicidae
Exons: 3
Coding region: 1-2697 (898 amino acids)
Source: RefSeq, a predicted model, not a curated record